This is a messenger RNA of Cladophialophora psammophila CBS 110553, 1512 nucleotides long. RefSeq names its product succinate-semialdehyde dehydrogenase (NADP+). Gene Ontology annotation, molecular function: succinate-semialdehyde dehydrogenase (NAD+) activity. The transcript has 4 exons. NCBI's taxonomy places the organism in Eukaryota, Fungi, Ascomycota, Eurotiomycetes, Chaetothyriales, Herpotrichiellaceae. The record is from RefSeq and is a predicted model, not a curated record. The coding region runs from base 1 to 1512 and encodes 503 amino acids.
AUGGCUGAGAUACUUUGCAAGAAGAUCCCCUAUACGUUCCAAGAUCCGACACUUUUGGAUACGCGGUCCUUCAUAGGAGGCAAAUGGGUCGACGCUCUCAAUGGAGACAAAUUCGCUGUUCUUGACCCGACCGACAAUGAGAAGGUAUGCGACGUCGCAGACCUGGGCCGCGAAGAGACCCGACAGGCCAUCGAGGCGGCGCAGACGGCGUUCAAGACGUACAAGAAGACGACGGCGCGCGAGCGGCGCUUCCUGAUGCGGCGGUGGGCGGACCUGAUCAAGCAGGCGAAGGACGAUCUGGCGGCCAUCUGCACGCUGGAGCUGGGCAAGCCGUACACCGAGUCGCACGUCACGGUGAAAUAUGGGACCGACUUCAUCGACUGGUUCGAGGGCGCGAUCGAGCGGCAGUACGGCGAGACCAUCCCAGCCGCGAGGGGCGAGAACCGCAUCUUCACGAUCCGCCAGCCCCAGGGCGUCGUCGCCGCCAUCACGCCCUGGAACUCGCCCAUCGCCAUGGUGACGCGAAAAGUCGGCGCCGCCAUUGCCGCGGGCAACACCGUCGUCUGCAAGCCCGCGCCCGAGACGCCCCUGUGCGCCAUCGCCGUGGCAAAGCUGUUCGAGCGCGCCGGUGGGCCCCCCGGCGUCUUCAACAUCGUUACAUCGAGCGCGACCAAGUCGGCCCUCGUCGGCGAGGAGUUCACUCAGAACCCUGCCGUGCGCCAUCUCAGCUUCACGGGUUCUACGGCCGUCGGGCGCUACUUGCACGCCGAAUGUGCAAAGACGUUCAAGAAGACCAGCAUGGAGCUGGGCGGGAAUGCGCCCUUUAUCAUCUUCGAGGAUGCGAAGCUUGACAAGGCUGCCGAUGGCCUCAUCUCGUCCAAAUUCCGCUCCUCAGGCCAGACUUGCGUGUGCGCGAACCGGAUCUUCGUGCAGCGCUCGGUGAUGGACAAGUUCGCCACAGUGCUCGCGGAGAAGCUGGCAAAGACGUUCCGCUACGGCUCCGUGUGGGACAGGCAGGUCAACUUUGGCCCGUUGUACUCGCCCAAGGCGUUUGAGAAGAUCGAGGCGCAGAUCAAGGACGCGCUGGCCAAGGGGGGCAGGAUCUACGCCACGGGCGGUGCUCCUGAGAAGAACCAGGACAACGCCGGGUUCGGACCAAACUUCUACCCGCCCACCAUCGUCACGGACGCGACCAAGGAGAUGCUCUUCAUGAAGCAGGAGACGUUUGGGCCGUUGGCGUUUUUGGUCCCCUUCGACACGGAGGACGAGGCUGUGGAGAUGGCCAACGACACCAGCGCCGGGCUCGCGUCCUACUUCUACACCGAGGACAUCUCGCGGCUGUGGCGGGUCGGCGAGGCGCUCGAGUCCGGCAUGGUCGGCGUCCGCGUCGGAUUGAUCAGCGCGUGCGAGCAGCCGUUUGGCGGCAUCAAGGAGAGCGGCGUCGGCAGGGAGGGCGGCAGGGAUGCCCUUGAUGAGUACACCGAGAUCAAGAGUAUUACUGUUGGGCUUUGA